AUGGAUUACCCCAGAACACCCUCUUCCAAUGACAUCCUCACCAAUCCCAACUCCCUUACUCCCCUCAGAUCCAUCAUCCCAACCAUUCCAUCUUCAUUUCUUCUAUCCCUCAACCCUUUCUCGCCUUCAUCUACCGAGAUGGCUGAACCCGAGCCCAGUUCGAAUUCGGAGCCCGCUCCAUCGUCGAUCAUGGGUCCUCGACCAUCGUCAAGCGACGACGCCCUCAAAAAUGGCAAUCCCACCUCGAACGCGUCUCAAUUCGACGCUGGAAGCGCCACGACCGCCCUUGACAGUGGCGACAGCUCUGGAGCAUCUACCAAAGCAACGGGUACUCGCGACCCCAUCGACUCGAAGGCAGGGGCAGCAGAAACUUCCGAGAAACCUGCAGCCAUGGACCCUUCUGCUAUUGCGGACGCAGAGCACGAAGGUGAAAAGGUAGAUGAAAAGGCAGAUGAAAAACCCGUGCCCCCCAAAAAAGGCAUCUUGGCCAGCGCCGCCCGCCGCGCCGGUAUUGGUGGCGCAGACCCCUCCUCGUCCAAGGCCCAACGAAGAGUCGGAUUCUCAGAUGAGAUCGGAAUACGAAUUAUCAAAGAACCCAAGCCCGACCUCAAGGAGAGAUGGCACGACUUCCGCGUCAAGGUCAAAGAGUUCCUCAAAGAAGCCUAUGGCCCCAUCCCCAUGCCGCCGCCCGAGGAGGAAGACAUCCUCUUCCUCAACAGACCGGGUAAUUGCCAACCGGACUACGAUCCACCCAGGAGGGCGGCCAUUGAGAGCCUCUCCCUCGAGGAGCUCGCCGCUCGUAUCUACCCAUUGAAAUUCCUCGCAGAGGGCCGCUUCUGCCGCGUGUAUUCGAUUACGGAUCCCAAGGACCGUCCACAGAUCCUCAAAGAGUUCAUCUUUUGGGGAAAGUGGCUCCUCGAGGGUCCCAAAGAGGACCAGGCUCUUGCGCGACUCAUCGCCACUGUUCCUAGACCUCGAGGACUGCUCAGCGACCGCGACUUGAAGAAAUUCUUCCCUCUGGUCUUCAAUGACCCUGAAGUUCCCACUUACACUCCUGUCAACGGCAUCGUCCUCGACCGCAUCCGCCCCACGUCUGAGGAAUACAGGGUUCACAUCAUCAAGCGCCUUGUGGCGCCUGACCUUCAGGCCUCCGCCAUCAGCGAUCCCGCGAACCAGUACUGUCUGCUCGAUCUCUGGCUCGGUGCGCUCGAUGCCGGCAACCCCACCAACCAAACCGUCGGCCAGCGCUCCCUCGGCCUGAACCAGAUCCGCGCGGAGAUCGGCGACAACGGCGCCAUUAACGCGGCCGAGACAAUGGCCAUCGCCCUCGCCAUCCUGCACUGGGGCCUCAACUUCGACGGCUACGGCGUCCGCUUCCUCGUCGGGUGCCAGCUGUCCCCAGAUCAUCGCCCUGUUUACCUGUCUCACGUCAACGGCUUCAAGACCUUCGUUCCCACCGUCGAGAACGUCCGUGAGAUCCUCGUGCCUUUGUACAUCAGAAACAGGGCUUGGCCGCGCCCCGCCAUUGAGGGAUUCGAGGGCGAGAUGUGGCGCGCUUUUCGCAGGCUGUAUAUCGACUUUUCGUUGUACAUCAUCUACCGCGAGCGUCGCACCAUGACUGUGAAGGACUAUGCUGCACGCUGGUGGCUCGCUGGUUUCUUCAUUCGCUGCAUUGAUCGAAACAUGAUCCCCGAGCCCAGGCUGGACAACAAGCACCUGCCUCUGCCUCACAAGCCGUACCGCCGGAGCGCGUAUGACCAGUACCGCGAGUUUGGCCCCAAGCCACAGAUCGGAUCGGGCCAGGAAACCGAGGGUGAACCGAGCUACAAGCCCACCUCGAAAGACGGUCCUCCGCGUAAGUGGGGCUCAAGAUGGCGAUGUGGCCCUGACGGCCAAGGUGAUGUUCCCAAGAGUAUCGAUUUUGUACUUCCGGAUCCUGGUGAGGCUCAACAGCGUGAGGAGGAUGCGGGCAAGAGUGGAAACGGUAAACGGCUUCAAAUUGAAGGUGUAAACGCGGACAACAGCGAGAACGACAACGGCGAGGAGGAGAACGGCAAGGAGGAAAACGGCAAGGAGGAGGGCGGCAAGGAGAACCACGAUCAGGAGAACGGCAAGCAGGAGAACGACAAGGCGAAGAACACAGAAAUCUAA
Messenger RNA from Scedosporium apiospermum, 2151 nucleotides. RefSeq lists its product as uncharacterized. The transcript has 2 exons. Lineage: Eukaryota; Fungi; Ascomycota; Sordariomycetes; Microascales; Microascaceae. The coding region runs from base 1 to 2151 and encodes 716 amino acids. The record is from RefSeq and is a predicted model, not a curated record.